CAAACGUCGCCCACCCAAAAUGGCGAGAAGGUGAAAUUGCCUAUCCCGUUUGUAAAGUUCAUUUCUUUGUUUCUCUACAUCCUCGCGGGAUAUCGGAAAGUGUUCUUUUCCUAAUCAAUGUGUUAUGUAUUCGAAUAACAAAGAAGUUUCUGCAAUGAAUUACCUGAAAUAUACUUUUUAAUAUCCAACUUUUAAACGAUAACAGCAAUAUCAGAGAAAAUCAAGCCGUCAUCAUGCGAGAAUACAAAGUGGUCGUUCUGGGAAGUGGCGGAGUUGGGAAGAGUGCAUUAACAGUCAAAUUUGUCUCUGGGACUUUCAUGGAAAAGUACGAUCCAACUAUUGAGGAUUUUUAUAGGAAGGAGAUCGAGGUGGAUUCCGCACCAUCGGUGUUAGAAAUUCUGGACACAGCAGGCACUGAACAAUUCGCUUCAAUGAGAGAUCUGUACAUUAAAAACGGGCAGGGUUUUGUCAUUGUUUACAGUAUAACAAGUCUUCAGACUUUCCAAGACAUAAAAACUAUGAAAGAACAAAUUAUCCGUGUUAAAGGAAUAGAGAACAUACCAAUGAUAUUAGUUGGAAACAAAGUUGACUUGGAACAUCAGAGAGAAGUGCCACGCACAGAGGGCGAGACUUUAGGGCACAUGUGGGGGUGUCCUUUUCUCGAGACAUCGGCUAAAAAUACCCAAAAUGUGAAUGAAAUUUUUAUUGAAAUAGUUCGAGAAAUGAACACUAGUCCAGUAAAGGAGAAAGGAAAAUGCUGUCGUUGUGUGAUUUUGUGAAAAAGGUAGAAAAUAGUUGACCAAUGAAAACCAAGAAUCAAACCAUGUAAUCCUGCCUGGCUGUUUCAUUGUUGCCUGGCCAAGUGCUUUUUUGUUACUCCAGUAAUGAACCAAUCAGAUGCCUUUUUGCAUGUGUAACCAUGACUACAUCUUGCAUCAACUUACCAUUCUGGAAAGAAGACUUCUUCUAAUGCAGGCCAGUUUCUGUUGACAAUUCUUUGGUGCGAGCUAUAGCUGUUGAGAACAAAAUUAUAGAAGAGAUGUCUGCUCCAGUGUUUCCAUAAUAUCAAAAACAAAAUGAAGAAUCGUCAUCACUUUUGUAUUGCAAAAAUUGUUUAUAUACAUUCUUAAUUUUUUUUUACAAUUUAUACUUAAGGACUAGGUCAUUGAUUAUUUACGAUAGAAAUUCAUAGAGUAUGGCAUGUAGAAAGAUUCAAAGCAUACUAUUUUCUUGUUUUAAUAUAUCUUGGAUAUGUAUUUGGCUUGUAAAACCAUGUCACAUAGGAUUGUAUAGUAAAGGGGUGUAUGAAAAUGUAUAUAUUUUACAUGUUGUACUAUACCUUAGUGAUGAAUAGUAGUGAAAUCACAUGUGAUUUUUACCCAGCAGAGUAACAUUAUUCAUAUUAAUAGAUAUUUGUCAUUUGUGUCAAACAAGUAGAGGCCAUUUAUUGUUGAUUAUGCAUGUUGUGCAAUGAUAUAUUAUACCAUGAUUAUUAUGCUUGUAUAUAAAAUUAAAGUAUUGCAGAAGCUUUAAAAUUCAUGUACACGUACGUUUCUAUACUUAAUCUGAGAAAUCAAUCACUAGGUGUGAUAUUAGUCAAAUGCUUUGUUAAUUAAGCCUUAUAAUUUUGCCAACAACUGUCAAAAUGUUUGUAAUUCUGUAUAUAUUGAAUUUUUAUAUUGUUUUUUAACAGUAUGUUUGUAUAUAUACGUCACAAGCAUCUCAAAAUCCAAUGGUAUUACAGUUGAGUCAUGCAGAAAAAGGGAAUGUGUGCUACUGGAUUUUUUUCAAAAUUUUUUUAAUUAAACUUUUAAGAUAAUUUAACUCAACAUUCAGAAUAGACUGAAAAUUACAUGCAGAUACUUUUAAAUUAUAUGCAGAUAAUUUUAAAUCACAUGCGGAUAAUUUUUAAUUACAUGCAGAUACUUUCCGCAGGCAAUGGCAUUUGACUCAGUCCCAAUAUCAAACAGUAUUAGGCAUAUCGUGUAGAUCGAGACAUGAAGAAAUGGCAACUUCUUUCUGAUAUCUUAAGCCAAACAGAAGAAUUAUCAAACAUUAAGUACAUGUUGAGAUAGCACAAACUUCUAGUUAAAGUAUAUAGAGAACCAUUGUACCAUAGUAAAUAUCAGUUCAUACGAUUUCAGAUCUAUCUAUGACAUUGUAUAAAAAAAUUAUUCUGUAAUGGAAAGAGGAAGUUAAAGUAAUCUAAUUAAAAUGUGUAACGAUUGUAUAAUACCAUAGUGCACAUAUUAUAGAAUAUUUAGAUUCAUAUACACGUAUAUUAUUUUUCCAGGAAAUUUGGAAUGAGUAAAACAGGAUUUUCUUUUUAAAAAAUGUCCAUGAUUGUACAUUCAGUGGGUGAUUGAAGUGAUAUAGGACUAGUGCCAUAUAGGGGAAGAAAAUUGUAAUGUUUUCUUUAUAAUUAUUAGAACAGACAGAUUUUGAAAUGUAAAAAAAAUAGAUUAAAUAGGUGUUAAUUUAGAAAGUCAGACAAAAUGAACUUGUGUUUAUUUUUAGUUUAAGUGGGUACUUGUUCGUGUUGUGUACUUUAAAAAAAAUGUUUUUGUGAAAAUAGGUUGACAACAGAGAGUGAAAGGCCUUGUUAUUUUUGGAGGGGUGUAAAGAUUUCUCUGUGUUAAGGAUGACUGUAUGGCGGCCCCUUGUGGUUACAUAACGGUCAAGAUUGUUGCACUUGCAGACACUUGUGUACAAGUAGACAUUGGAUUAGGCUUGCUACUUCAUGUUUAGUCAGUGUGAAACACAAGUUGUAGGAUGUGUAAUUUUAAGAGUAAAAAAUGCCUAAAUAAGAAAAAUUAUUCACCAAAAAUAUGUACGGUAUGUAAAAAAAAAUUGACGUAUCAUCCCAAGAUAUUCUAUAUAUAAAUGGGUUAUAAAUAAGGAAGGGAAAAUUUUUUUUCAGGGUUCGUCAUUUAUUCAUUGAUAGUUCUUAUGAAUUUAAUUUUAGAUUUACUUCCCUUGGCUAAUGGAAGUUAUGAUAACAAAAGGAAACAAAGGAAAAAAAGACUUUCCUGAUGUGCGUUUGUGGGGGUAUAUGUACAAAUAAGUUGUUAAAUUUGAGACUUUUUGACUUUCGACACAUUUGUAAUCAUUAUUGUCAAGAUGUUUCAAACUUAAUUUGUACAGAUAGGAGAACAUGUAGAAAAUCUUGAGCCACUCUAAAGAAUUUGGGUGAAAUGUUGAAGUGAUAUACUUGUAGCUUGUUGAUAUGAAAAUGUAAUUUUGGGUUAUGUUUUUCAUAGACUGUGAUUCACUGAUUUAUAUGGAAUACAUGUAUUUUCGAGGAAGGACAAAUAGAAUGGUAUAUUUAUAGCUUAAGUUUAAAAGUUCAGUGAGCUUUUAUCCAAGUCUGCCAGAAAUAUUGAAAUGGCUUAUUUGAAAGGAGGUCAUGCAUGUUGAUUUAACACAUUGUCAUUGUGGAACUGAUAUUAUUUAUUAACAUAUAUAUACAUAUUAAUAUUCAUGUGCAUCAGGAAUGUACACAGGUGUUAGGCAAUAUUAUUAUGUUAUACAGAAUGAUGUAAAUGUAUUUAUGAAAUAACAAUUUUCUCCAGAAAGGCGAUUUUGUGAGAAACGAAUCCAGUUACAAUUUUUAUUUAUAUUCAGAUCUUUACUGUACAUGCAAAACUGCACAAAAAAUGCUAAAUCUGAUUUUGAUGAUUGUUGUAUUAGGGUUUUAGCAAUGGCUGACCGUUUAGCAACACCUGUAGUCUGACAUAGUGACUGCUCAGUGUAUAUUACUUAGCUGUAGCUUGCUUGGCUAUAAGUGUACUAUUUAUACACACCAAUCAGCAUUAAGAUGUAAAUCAAGGUCAAAGGUCACUGUAUAAAAUUGAGAGCUUCCGUUUUAUUUUAUCCAUGAAUGGUCACAUUUAUGAUUUUUUUAAAAAAUCUGUAUUUUAAAAAGAAAGAAAAUUAUUAUUUUUGUGUAAAAUUUCUGUGAAUUUGUGUUUUUGAAAGGCUAGAUUUAAGCUUGCAAUUAGAAAUCUCACGAUUAUUGUUUCAGUUGUCGAUUUUCAAAGUCUGUUCAUUUCGUUCCUGAUUGUUUCCCUUUUUAUUCUUCAGUACCUCUAUUUUGUAUUAUCAUCGACAGUUCUUGCUUUGUGUCAAUGUGAUUUGAAUACACUCACGUAACAAAAGAAAACCUUUAUAAUAAAAUGUAUACUCUGAA
Magallana angulata is the source of this 4189-nucleotide messenger RNA. Its product is annotated as ras-related protein Rap-2b-like. Gene Ontology annotation, biological process: Rap protein signal transduction; negative regulation of cell migration. Gene Ontology annotation, cellular component: plasma membrane. The record is from RefSeq and is a predicted model, not a curated record. Gene Ontology annotation, molecular function: GTPase activity; GDP binding; GTP binding. The transcript has 2 exons. Lineage: Eukaryota; Metazoa; Mollusca; Bivalvia; Ostreida; Ostreidae. The coding region runs from base 234 to 779 and encodes 181 amino acids.